GCUAUUUAUAUCUGUUUAUUAAAUGCGAAUCUGAAAUUACCUGCGACGUAACCGUUCGCGAAGGAGAGUUUGUCGUUAUGGUUCUAGCGUUCGGAGUCGAUUCCAACGUUCCAAAGCGAAUGUUAGAAUCAUUUAACGAUAAAACGAAACGCGUACAGUGUGGUAGACACGUUCGAUUCGAUAAUCGACCGACUAUGAACACGCCGAGGAAACCACACAAUUCUUAACAAGAUGAUUGCUUGCAACGAUUACGAGAUAAUUUUGAGACGACGCGAACGCGAGGAUAUAAGCGGCCGUCGACCGUACUCGCGUCAUCAGUCUCUAUCGUUCAGAGAAACGGCGUCACGUUUUUCUAAAAACGCGUUCGUAGUUGGUGCUUAACGGAUUGUGCCUUUCGUUAACUAUUCAGGGAACUAUCUUUUCGAAAUGGUAAGAUGGAACUGUUGCGUUAACGGUGUAGAUCCGUGAAAUGACGAUGGCGACGAUCGAUGGAUAAUUCAAUGAUACGCGUGAGUGCAUAUCCAUUCACGUCGGCCAAGCUGGUGUGCAAAUUGGAAACGCUUGUUGGGAACUUUAUUGUUUGGAACACGGCAUACAUCCGGAUGGACAAAUGCCGACGGAUAAAAUGUUUGGAGACGACAGUUUCAGCACUUUCUUCAGCGAAACUAGUGCUGGAAAACACGUGCCUCGGGCAGUAUUUGUCGACCUAGAGCCUACGGUGGUCGAUGAAGUACGAACGGGAGCGUAUCGACAACUAUUUCAUCCAGAGCAAUUGAUCACUGGCAAGGAAGAUGCAGCAAACAAUUAUGCGCGCGGCCAUUACACGAUUGGCAAAGAAAUCGUCGACUUGGUGAUCGAUCGAGUUCGCAAGUUAGCGGAUCAGUGUACCGGAUUGCAAGGAUUUUUGAUCUUUCAUUCGUUCGGUGGCGGUACUGGCUCGGGUUUUGCUUCUCUCCUGAUGGAACGUCUUUCCGUAGAGUACGGAAAGAAAUCGAAAUUGGAAUUUGCGAUUUAUCCGGCACCACGGGUUUCCACAGCGGUCGUCGAACCUUACAAUUCUAUUCUCACCACUCAUACAACCCUCGAGCAUUCGGAUUGCGCUUUCAUGGUAGACAACGAAGCUAUAUACGAUAUUUGUCGGCGCAAUCUUGACAUCGAAAGGCCCACUUAUACGAACUUGAACAGAUUAAUAGGGCAAAUUGUGUCCUCUAUAACAGCUUCGUUGCGAUUCGACGGCGCGUUAAACGUCGAUUUAACAGAGUUCCAAACCAAUUUGGUUCCCUAUCCAAGAAUUCAUUUCCCAUUGGUCACCUAUGCCCCCGUAAUAUCAGCCGAGAAAGCUUAUCACGAGCAACUUUCGGUAGCAGAAAUUACCAAUGCCUGUUUCGAACCUGCGAAUCAAAUGGUCAAGUGCGAUCCUCGACACGGUAAAUACAUGGCUUGUUGUAUGCUCUACAGAGGAGACGUUGUUCCGAAAGACGUGAACGCAGCUAUUGCUGCCAUCAAGACCAAACGGACGAUACAGUUUGUCGAUUGGUGUCCAACUGGUUUCAAGGUCGGAAUCAAUUAUCAACCACCAACGGUUGUCCCUGGCGGUGAUUUGGCCAAAGUACAACGAGCAGUCUGCAUGCUGGCCAAUACUACGGCUAUCGCUGAAGCUUGGGCGCGAUUGGAUCACAAGUUCGAUCUUAUGUACGCCAAGAGAGCUUUCGUUCACUGGUACGUUGGCGAGGGAAUGGAAGAAGGCGAAUUUUCUGAAGCUCGCGAAGAUCUUGCAGCACUCGAGAAAGACUACGAAGAAGUUGGACUAGAUUCGAUCGAUGUCGAAGCAGAUCCGAACGACGAAUAUUGAUGCACCUUCGUCUCUUUUUCUCUCCUAUUGUCCAACACACAUACAGGGCGCGACACGCACACGUUUUUUCUUUCUCUCUCUCUCUCUCUCUCUCUCUCUCUCUCCCCCUCUAUUUCAUUCGUUGCAAUCCAGAGUUUUUUGUUCAAGCUGUAGACAAAUAAAUUACAAAUAUUAGGAAAUAUUAAUGAGAACGGUACAGAACAAUACAAAAAGGUUGAGAAUGCGUAAAUCUAUUCUGUAUAAUUUGAAAUCACGCCAAUCAUUUUCUAAUUGAUAAAAACUCAAGCAUUCAUAAUCCAUGUGCCACACAUGUAACGUUGCGUACAUAUGUACAUCGACAUAGCGUUCAACAAUUUUGUUGUCAGAUUUACGCAAGAAACGUAUCACCACAUCCUCGAAAAUUAUAUUUCUGUGGUUGUUUUGUGAAUUUUAGAUGUAAUUUUGUUUUAUUGCAUUACACAAACGGGGGCUGGGAAGGCGAAAUUAAAUAGCGGAUUAAAUACAUCAGCGUGACGCCUUAACAAAUUAAAAACGUAAAAACAUUAA
Megalopta genalis is the source of this 2398-nucleotide messenger RNA. Its product is annotated as tubulin alpha chain, testis-specific. Gene Ontology annotation, biological process: microtubule-based process. Gene Ontology annotation, molecular function: structural constituent of cytoskeleton; GTP binding. Gene Ontology annotation, cellular component: microtubule. NCBI's taxonomy places the organism in Eukaryota, Metazoa, Arthropoda, Insecta, Hymenoptera, Halictidae. The record is from RefSeq and is a predicted model, not a curated record.